UUUUAUAAAUCUAUGUUUGCCCGCAUUUAGAACCAGCAAAUAUUGUAUUGUUGUUCUAAUGCCUCUGGGGGAACAAUUAGUGAUCAUAUCGUCGAUGCAGUCGGUUGUCGUCGUGGAUUUCUCUUUUUUUAUUUUUGUUGCAUAAACUUUUUAAUAGCAGCCUGACGAGGCGAACAACGUUCUUUAAUUAAACAAACUUAAUUGAUAUGCUUAAGACGAUAUGUUUGCUUGCUUGCACGAAGCAAUAUAAUCUGUUUUCUAGGGUUCCCCCAGAUUAAUGUUAUUAAUAGUUUAAAUAAAAUGUUAAGGCGUCAAUGCAGGUUAUUUUUUAUAAAAUACUGGAGAUGAACUCACCGAGUCUCGGCAUUAUUACAUUUAAAUGAUUACCUUUACUUUAACAAACAAUAAGGAAUAUUAAAAUAAUUGGAAACGGGAGUCAUCAGCUGUAACCACAGUGCCUUCUAUUGCUUUAUGAGAAGAAGAGGAGGAGCUGGACACAUACAAAAUAUGAAGCGUCAAAAUGAAUGCCAACAAAAUUAUGCAGCCGAUGAUUAUUUUCCUAAUUGGGGAUCUGCAUGCAGCUGCAUUCAGUAUGUUAAUAAAGGUGCGGUUAAUGAGUGGCGAACUAAAUCCUCACCUCUGCUCGUACGACAGUUGAUGGACAUGGCUGUCAGUUAAAUCACUUCUAUCGACCAUAUCUAGGCCACUGAUAGUCUGUGCAGGAGAAAAGAGGCACGUGACAGUUUUGCUACUAUUAUAAAGACAUGGGAGAGAGCAGAAAGUGCUUGACAUUUAAGAGGAUGGUCUUUUAAUCAAAUUCACACAGUGUAUUGCGAUCAAGAACAAUCAUACGGCUGUAUAUGUCUCAACAAAACAAGUCCUAGAAACACUUAAUUGGAUUGUCUGGAUUAAAUACAGCAGAUCAAGAAAAAUAAAAAUCGGAGGCAGAUGAGUCUGGGCGGCUCUAAAACACAUAACACCUGUCAUGUGUUCUCCAGUGGUUUUGGGAUGCAGAGCUUAGAGUCUAUACAUUAGCCUCCUCACUGCAGGAGUACUGAGCAGGUGCAAACACCCAGACCGCUGCUGGCUUAUUUUUUUGUCACUUAUUGACACGGUGGGACACAGGCAGGAUUGAUGUUCUUGCCAUUAAUAGUGUAACAGGCAAUACUUGGGCUAUCGAUCGCUCCCCCUUUCCAGCCUCCAUCCCUACAGUCCGCUCUAUCUCCAGCCAUGGAAUCAACACGGGCUGAUGGAAUAUGAUUAAAGGGCUAUUUCAUCAUGGGGAAAUAAAUAGAGGGAUGAAUGAGAUGAACACGCAUUGAUGAGUCUAAUGUGAUGCUUUUCCUCUGUUUUUUUGGAGACGCACAAAAGCAGAAGGCUCUGUGGGGCCAAGUGUCCCCUAAGUGCCCGGACAGCUGCCACUGCGCCUGGGACACAGCCACGGUUCUGUGCUCGGACUCAGACCUGCGGGACAUCCCAGAGGGGAUCCCGCUGGAAACUGUCUCCCUCCACCUGGAACGCAACUACAUCCGAAACAUCCCCGAGAGUGCCUUCAGCGACCUGGUCCACCUGCGAGACCUGUACCUGUCCCACAACCGCAUCGAUUCCCUUGCCUCGGGGGCCCUGCGGCAUCUGGGUCCGGAGCUGCGCCUGCUGGACCUCUCGCACAACCAGCUGAGGCAGGCCAGCAGGGAGGAGUUUGGCUCUACUCGUGCAAAGACGCGCCUCUACCACAACCCGUGGCACUGUGACUGCGCCCUCCAGGAGUUGAUGGAGACUCUGAACCUAGAGGCGGAGACAGUGAAUGGGAUCGUGUGUGAGAGCUCUAUGAGGGGGGUGGGCGAGGGUAGCAGGUGGGAGGAUCCGGGGUCGCAGGGCGAGAACGCUGGUCAACCGCUGGUCAAACUGUUGGAUUCCGGGGUGAAUUUCUGCAGCCUGCAGAGGAAAACCACUGAUGUAGCAAUGCUGGUGACAAUGUUUGUAUGGUUCUUCAUGGUCAUAGUGUAUGUAGUGUACUAUGUGAGGCAGAACCAAGCCGAGGCUCGCAGGCAUUUGGAGUACCUGAAGAGUUUGCCCAGCCCACGCAAGACCCCCACAGAGACGGAUACUCUGAGCACUGGUUUCUGAUCUCCUGCUAGGCUAUUACUUAAAUGGCACAUUAGGCAAAUGGAUUUUUCAAGAAGAACUACUGAUGAAUAUAAAAAUGCUGUGUGGAGUUACUGGAAGAUGCUGAUCCAGAGGAAACAAACCGUUUACAGCUGUGCUUUGUGAUAUUUCUUUAUAUUUGUUACAACUGAGCCCCUCUACCACGUUUUUCCUAAUAUUUAUGCAUAUUUGUGCAUAACUUGUUACAUUCUACCAUUUCAACUGAGAGAAAAGAGUGGAACCUGAAAAAACUAAAAGUGCAGCAGAAGCUAUAACAAAGAAAGACAGUUCUUUCAACUUUAUAACCUUCUAUCUCCCUCUGUAGUCCCUCUUUCCUUCUCUUUUCUUCUCCCACCAUGCCCCAUACUGUGGUCUUUUAUCUUUCAUUAAGCUCUAAUUAAGAGUCUUUGACCAACUGACCCUUCAUGAAGACUUGAAAGCCACUAAUCAGCUGAAGUGUGUGUACCAGGUUGAAGAAAUGUGCGAACUCAAAUGAAACAGGCAUCUAAUUGCCUGUUUCAUUUUUCUGUGAGUUUCUGUGCCUUGAAAGAGGCCAUUUUCCCUUGGAUAACAUUGAUUUUGCACAGAUGCUAUUUAAGCCUGUCCCAAUACAAGGCCACAAAGCCAGUGGUUUCCGUGCCAGUGGAGAACAUGCUGAUCUAAAUUUACUGUCACGAAGCCAUUAGAGCUGGAGGUGAACUGUUUUGUGUACAAGCUGCAGCAAUCAGCUCUAAAAUAUCUGGACAGCCAAGUGUACACACAGCGUGUCCACUGAUUGGUACAAAGAAAUCCCAGCCAGAUUUAGAAAUGAAUCAUUGUCAUGAAUUAGAUUAGUGAGGCCAUUUAUCCUGAGAGAAGCUGUUCGUUUAGCUUUAAUUAAUCUCUUAAGUCCUGCUUUUCCAUUCUCUCUGCAAUGAUUGCUGUAAACACAUUUUUCUGUCUCCCAUGUAUAGUUUAGGCUUCAUCAUAAUUGAUUUUUUUCAAGCCACUGUAAAAAAAAAAAAAAAAAAAAAAAAAGGCUAAAAUGCUUUUAUAAUAAAUAGAAUCAUUUUCUCAGUUAGUACAUUUAACGCCUGCAAUAUUAAGAUUAAUUCCAUGCCUUACGUGUAUACUGAACAUGCACUUAAUAUGGAACAAAACCUUACUGGAUUCACCGCCAUCUUGUUUUAAUUUCACUUUAGUUUCUAUUCACUGUGGCAAAAUGUGAAGCAUUAUUCUCUGAGGGGAGGGCGGAUUGAUUGGUUAAUGUCUUCACUUGUACAUAUGGAAAUCAAAUGGGUGUUUAGGACAGCGGUUACCAGCAAGUACUCGCUAAUUCAAUUUAAAGGGUCCAUGAGAUUAUUGACAGGAUAUUAAAGCAGAAAAAAACAAAGAUUUUUUUUUACCGCACACAAUAGGUUUACUUUUCCUUUCAUGUUGUUAUUCUUGUAAAUGAUUGGAUAACUUUAGGUGCUUCUAUAGUUUAUUUUCUAUUAUUUUCAAAGCAUAAAAAAACAAAGGGAAAUAAGACAAUCUUGCGAUUGGCACCAAAUCGCUCUUUGGUUGAGCAGAUAUUGGCUGUUAUCAAUCUACAAUCUGUUGUAUGUAACAGACUGUAGGGGGGUCUGAAGCAGCCAUUACUUUGUUUGUUUAAGGGGUCACAAGCCAAAUAGGUUCACUGGUGUCAGAGGAUGUUUUUAGCCAUGCUAGCAGCGUUGCUCUACGAAUGACAAUGUUGGUCUGUUAGUCAACGAUUAUUGGAUGGAUUAUGAUGAAAUUUGGUGGAGACAAUAACUUUGGUGUUCACCUAAUUUUUUAGCACCAUCAUUAGGUCAACAUUUUUAUUUGUCCUUCACUUUGGUUUGUGACCAAAGCCAAUAACAUUCCCAUCACCUCAACUGUAGGCUACUCUGUGUUUUGUGCUAGCAAAUGUUAGCAUGUUUACUCGUAAACUAAGGUGGUUAACAACAGUGAGGUUAACGAUCGUGGUGAACAUUAUACCUGCUAAACAUCAUCUAUUGUCAUUGUGAGCAUGUAAGCAUGCUGUCGUUAGCAUUUAGCUCAAAACACCACUGUGCCUAAGUGCAGCCUCACAGGUUCUUAUUCAUGUAUCAAGUGUACAAUUACGACCUUCUAAGUAUUUAUAGAUGUAAUAAAACAUUACUGUGCCCCAUUUAAUCUAACAAUUGGGUUGGAAAAAUGGUAAGAGCUGAAGCGAAACCUAGAAUAAGACAACUUGCUCUGUACUGUGAUGUGCUAAAUGUGGAAAUUUGUGUUGUUGUUCAUCAUGAAGAAAUACUGUGAAUUAGAGCUAGCAUCAGUGAACUUUGAGUAGAACGAUAUGGAUGUUGUUAUGAUAUAGACCACAGGCUGAAAGAUUAGAAUAAGAAGUUUGAUAUUUGCUCUGUCUGUCUGUGACAGACUGUGAAGCCCUGUGGUGUAUCUUGACAUACUCCUCUGAAUGUUACCUGUCUGUCACAAAUCCUACAUCUACUGUUGAUGUGUCAGAGUUCAGUUUCCCCAUGCAUCUCUAAUCUGGCUCAAUAAGGUGAAUUGAUGCAGACAACCCGAAACUCAAGAACCAAGCAUGCCCUCUGUGAAUUUUACUACUUUUUUUUGUACUUUUUUCUUUUAUUGGUGAUGUAUUUCUGUCACAGUGAUUAUUUUUGUUUGCCAAUAAUUAUUCAAACAACGAUGAAGUCAUAGAUCGGAAACCAUUUCAUUGAAUAAUAAGUGAUCUAUCAAAAAGUGAUUUUAAGAAAAGAAAAACAAAGUAAAAAUAAAAGAAACAUUGCUCGA
This is a messenger RNA of Anarrhichthys ocellatus (wolf-eel), 4923 nucleotides long. RefSeq names its product leucine-rich repeat-containing protein 3-like. Bases 1336 to 2127 code for a protein of 263 amino acids. Gene Ontology annotation, cellular component: plasma membrane. The transcript is spliced from 2 exons. The record is from RefSeq and is a predicted model, not a curated record. NCBI's taxonomy places the organism in Eukaryota, Metazoa, Chordata, Actinopteri, Perciformes, Anarhichadidae. Gene Ontology annotation, molecular function: protein binding.